AUGGGCAAUUAAUGCUGUUCUCAAACUUCAACUGCAACUCAAUCUUCAAAAGAAAUUCUAAAUCCUAUUCGUUAGGAUAGUGGAAUCAAAUCUUUAGGGGACUCAAUUUAAAUUGGGCAAUUUGGAGAUCUAAUCUAAUAGCAUUGCUAAUUGUAUCAAUAUUAAGAUGGAGAUGGUUUGCUAUCUCCUCCACCAUUAUCUCCAAAAUAAUAACAUGUUAUUGUUUAUCUUGAGCCAAAAGUAGUGAUCGAUGAAGCAAUUCACUUUUAAUCGGAUGUUAUGAAAGGAAUUUUAAGCACACGAUCACAUGAAUGCUAAUCUGAUUCUCCUUGUAGUCCAAACAACGCCAAAGAAAAACCAUAAAGAAGAGUCUAAUUUAAAGAAUAAUUAAUAUAAUGA
Molecule: messenger RNA, 399 nt
Organism: Paramecium octaurelia
Lineage: Eukaryota; Ciliophora; Oligohymenophorea; Peniculida; Parameciidae
Source: the annotation of a GenBank genome assembly